ACCGGGAUGCGGAAGUCUUUCACGGGGAAGCGUUGUUUCCGGGGCUGUCCAGGCUGGUUGAACUGUGUCGGCCGCAUUGAGCGCUGAAGCUGAGGUCGUGGCCCACUAUGAGAGAGACUCUGCGGCCCGCAGCUUUGGAACUUUAAAGAACGAACAGUGUGGCUUUGGGAGAGUGGAGGAAAGAUGUCAACAGUAUGAGCUGGAAACCAUCUGAUCAGUCAGGAAGGAAUUAUGUAACGAUUGACUGUUGAUUAAAUGUUGAUUUACAUAAUCACUCCUGUGUAGACAGUAUUUUCACAACACUAAAUUUGUAAUGAAAUGGAGUCUGGAUCAAGCUCUUUCCGAGUGGAAUUUCCAGAUUUUUCAAGCACCAUUUUGCAGAAGUUAAAUCAGCAGCGCCAGCAAGGACAAUUAUGUGAUGUGUCCAUUGUAGUUCAGGGCCAUCUCUUCAGAGCCCAUAAAGCUGUUCUUGCAGCUAGUUCACCUUACUUCUGUGAUCAGGUUCUCCUAAAAAAUAGUAGGCGAAUAGUCCUGCCUGAUGUGAUGAAUCCAAGAGUAUUUGAAAACAUUCUUCUGUCUACCUACACAGGUCGACUGGUAAUGCCUGCUCCAGAGAUUGUUAGUUACUUGACAGCAGCAAGUUUCCUUCAGAUGUGGCAUGUAGUAGAUAAAUGCACUGAAGUGCUAGAGGGAAACCCAACAGUUCUUUGUCAGAAGAUGAAUCAUAGCAGUGACCAUCAGUCCCCAAGCAGUAGUAGUUACAAUGGCCUUGCUGAAACCUUUGAACUUGGAUCUGGAGGGCAGACAGAAUUCCACAAAGUGCAGGAACUGAGGGAUGGUGAAAAUGAAGAAGAGAGUUCUAAAGAUGAGCUAUCGUGUCAACUGACAGAACAUGAGUACCUCCCCAGUAAUUCUUCAACAGAGCACGACAGACUUAGUACAGGAAUGACGAGUCAGGAUGGUGAAGAAGGAACUAGUGAUAGUGCUGAAUAUCAAUAUACCAGACCUAUAUAUAGCAAACCCAGCAUCAUGUCUCACAAGCGAUGGAUCCAUGUGAAACCAGAAAGAUUUGAACAAGACUGUGAAGGUGUUGAUAAUCCUUAUGAUGAACAUCAAGUUUCUGAAUCCAUGAAUGCCAUUCAGGCAGAUCAUUCAAUCCAGUCUUCAGGUGUUGAAGACUUUCAUAUAGCUGACAAAAAGAUGGAAGCAGAAUUUGAUGAACAGGCAGAUGAAAGUAAUUAUGAUGAGCAAGUUGACUUCUAUGGCUCUUCUAUGGAAGAAUUUUCUGGUGAAAGGGCAGAUGGAAAUUUAAGUGCUCACAGACAAGAUCUUAUGAUAGCAACAGGCUAUGGUGAAGGCAUUGAAAUGGCUGCAGGAAUUAAAGAAGAAACGUCCCUCACUGGAUUCUCGCAUGCUGAUAAGCUUUAUCCUUGUCAGUGUGGUAAGAGCUUUACACACAAAAGUCAGAGAGAUCGGCAUAUGAGUAUGCACCUUGGUCUUCGACCUUAUGGGUGUGGUGUCUGUGGUAAGAAAUUCAAAAUGAAACACCAUCUUGUUGGCCAUAUGAAAAUUCAUACAGGCAUAAAACCAUAUGAAUGUAACAUCUGUGGGAAAAGAUUUAUGUGGCGGGACAGUUUUCAUCGGCAUGUGACGUCUUGUACCAAGUCAUAUCAAGCUUCUAAAGCUGAGCAGAGUACUACUGAGAUGAACUGAGACAUUAGAGCUUACAUUUGUUCAGUACAGUAAUAAAAAUAAACUAAUUAUUCAAAUA
Lagopus leucura (white-tailed ptarmigan) is the source of this 1771-nucleotide messenger RNA. It is a transcript of the gene ZBTB43, whose product is annotated as zinc finger and BTB domain containing 43. Gene Ontology annotation, molecular function: protein binding; DNA-binding transcription factor activity, RNA polymerase II-specific; RNA polymerase II cis-regulatory region sequence-specific DNA binding. The record is from RefSeq and is a predicted model, not a curated record. The coding region runs from base 319 to 1713 and encodes 464 amino acids. Lineage: Eukaryota; Metazoa; Chordata; Aves; Galliformes; Phasianidae. Gene Ontology annotation, biological process: regulation of transcription by RNA polymerase II. The transcript is spliced from 3 exons.